Athene cunicularia (burrowing owl) is the source of this 2415-nucleotide messenger RNA. RefSeq names its product zinc finger and BTB domain containing 47 (gene ZBTB47). The transcript is spliced from 5 exons. Gene Ontology annotation, biological process: regulation of transcription by RNA polymerase II. The coding region runs from base 108 to 2285 and encodes 725 amino acids. NCBI's taxonomy places the organism in Eukaryota, Metazoa, Chordata, Aves, Strigiformes, Strigidae. Gene Ontology annotation, cellular component: nucleus. Gene Ontology annotation, molecular function: DNA-binding transcription factor activity, RNA polymerase II-specific; protein binding; RNA polymerase II cis-regulatory region sequence-specific DNA binding. The record is from RefSeq and is a predicted model, not a curated record.
GGGGCUGACAGUGGAGCUUCUCAGUUGGCAUCUCUGACUUGGGAUUCAUGGCCAGGGACGGGUGGCAUGGCCAGGCAGGUGUUUUCCUGGGGAAAGAGCCCUCCUGAAUGACUUUAUUUCCUUCUUCCCCACAGCUGAUAGUCGAAAAAACGACUGACUACCCUUCAGCUGAGUACUCCCUGGUGGAGGAUGUAGCCCUCCACUUCACGUGUUUGAUGGACAGACUGAACGAGCAGCGACUCUUUCAGCCGGACCUGUGCGACGUGGACAUCGUGCUGGUGCAGCACAAGAGCAUCUUCCCGGCGCACAAGGGGGUCCUGGCAGCCUACAGCCAGUUCUUCCACUCCCUCUUCACCCAAAACAAGCAGCUGCAGCGCGUGGAGCUCUCUCUGGAGGCCCUCACCUCUCAGGGCCUUCAGCAGAUCCUCAACUUCAUCUACACCUCCAAGCUCCUCGUCAACUCCUGCAAUGUGCAGGAUGUGCUGAAUGCGGCUGCCGUGCUGCAGAUGAACAAUAUUGCCUCCUCCUGCCAGGAUCUCCUCGACACCCACUCGCUCAGCCUGGCUGCUGACAUGGCCCUGCCCGCUGAGAGCUGUGCUGGACCCCCGCCUUACUACUGCGAGAUCAAGCAGGAGGUGGAUGCUCCCCAUCCCAAGAUCUACGCCCGGGAGGGCAAUGACCCCUACUCGGUGCGGGUGGAGGAUGGAGCAGGUGGUGGGACACUCCCCCCGGGUCCAGCCAAGCAGUACUACAAGGAGGAGAAGGAUGGUGGUCCAGGCACUGUCUGUAAGAUGGAGGGUGAGGAGUCUGAGGAGGACCUGGACAGCCAGGGCUCAUACAACCGGGAGCAGAUCAUCGUAGAGGUAAACCUCAACAACCAGACCCUCAAUGUCUCCAAGGGCAUGGAGGGGAAGGCAGCCGCCAGUGAGGCGGCGGUGAUGGGGCGGCCUGACGGUGAUGGGCGUGACACGGAGGAGGAUGGGGAGGAGGAGAAUGAGGAAGGAGAGGAGGAGGAGGAAGAGGAGGAGGAUGCAGAGGUGGGCGAGGAGGAAGAGGAGGAGCACAGUGAGGAGGAAGACCUGGAGGAGACAACGGAAGAAGAGGAGGAUGAUGAUGACGAUGAAGAUGUGUCAGAGAUGAAAAGAGAAAAGGGUGGACAGCCCCGCAGAGGCAGCCGGGCAUCCAAAGCCACCAAAUCUGCCAUGGCAACCAGGUCCCAGGAGAUGGCCAAGGUGGAAGAGGAGGAGGAGGAGGAGGAAGAGGAAGGUCAGCGAGGGAGGAAGAGGAAAAAAGAACAGGAUGGUUUGGGCCAGAAGGUGAAGCUGGAGGAGAAGCAGCACUACCCAUGCAAGAAGUGUCCCCGGGUCUUCAACAACCGCUGGUACCUGGAGAAGCACAUGAACGUCACGCACAGCCGCAUGCAGAUCUGCGACAAGUGUGGCAAACGCUUCCUGCUGGAGAGCGAGCUGCUCUUGCACCACCAGACCGACUGCGAGAAGAACAUCCAGUGCGUGACAUGUGGGAAGGGGUUUAAGAAGCUCUGGUCCCUCCAUGAGCACAACAAGAUUGUCCAUGGAUACGCUGAGAAGAAGUUCUCCUGUGAGAUCUGUGAGAAGAAGUUCUACACCAUGGCCCAUGUGCGCAAACACAUGGUUGCUCACACCAAGGACAUGCCAUUCACCUGCGAGACCUGUGGGAAGUCCUUCAAGCGCAGCAUGUCUCUCAAGGUCCAUUCACUCCAACACUCUGGGGAAAAGCCUUUUAAAUGCGAGAACUGCAACGAGCGCUUCCAGUACAAGUACCAGCUGCGGUCCCACAUGAGCAUCCACAUCGGCCACAAGCAGUUCAUGUGCCAGUGGUGUGGCAAGGACUUCAACAUGAAGCAGUACUUUGACGAGCACAUGAAGACACACACGGGUGAGAAGCCCUACAUCUGUGAGAUCUGCGGGAAGAGCUUCACCAGCCGCCCCAACAUGAAGCGGCAUCGCCGGACCCACACAGGCGAGAAGCCCUACCCCUGCGACGUCUGCGGCCAACGCUUCCGCUUCUCCAACAUGCUCAAAGCCCACAAGGAGAAAUGUUUCCGUGUCAGCAACCCCUUGGCUUUGGACACAGCCGCCCCCCAACCUGCUGCCAGCCCAGCCCCACUGCCCCCCGGCCCUGGUGUCUCCCCGCUGCCCUUGCCGCUGCUUCAUCCCCUUCCACAGACCCUCCCUCCUCCUCCUCACCUACCGCCACCCCCUCCGCUGUUUCCUGCAGGGAGGAUAAAUUUGAACAACAACUAGGUGCCCCCCACCCUGGCUAUGCGCCCGCACGGACUGCUCUGCCCUUUGGGAAUGCCUCCCCUGGGGAGACAAGGCUUCACUUACUCUCUGCCCCCCCUUCCUCCUCAUUUUGGGGUUGUUUGGGUUUUUU